AUGGCGUACACUCGACGACAACCUGCUCGAAAUGCUUUUACGGUUAAGCGAGCCUUAGUGAUAUUCCUGUGUGUGGCGCUAAAUGGCGCGCUGUUCACUCAAGCACAACCGCAUCGUGAACCCCGUUUGGGCUCCAAGUGUCAACAUGAUAUGGAUUGCACGGACUUCAUCAAGGGUAGCGCCUGCUCGGCGACCGGCUAUUGUGAGUGUGCACCAUAUUAUGUGCAAUACAAUGCCACCAGCUGUCUGUCAUCGCAACUUCUGGGUGGUGACUGCGUUCUGAACGAUCAGUGCACAAUGAAGGUGGCCAACAGCAGCUGUUUGGAUGGCGCCUGUCGUUGCGUCGAGGGUUUCCUGCAGUUCCGCAAACAUACCUGCCUUGGACCGGCUCUGCCUGGUUCCGUAUGCUACAGUCAUGCCCAUUGUCAGAUGUUUGACUCACGUUCCCAUUGUGAUUUCCUCAUACCAAAUCUUUUCGGUCGUUGCCAGUGCACUUCGCCUGCCAAACUUGUAGGUGGAUUUUGUGUGGAGGGAAAUGUUUUAGUGCCCACCGAAGCUGUAGCACCUGUGCCAGCACCAACUAGCACCACGACUACCACAACAACAACUUCCACAACGACAACCACAGCUGCACCAGUAACCACAACAACGGCGGCCCUUGCGGCAGAACCAGUGCGCUAUGAUAGUGUUGAGGAACAAUCGACUUUCGAUGACAUAGCCGAAUCUCCAGCUAAUUCUGAUGCCGAUAUGGAUUCGCCAACAACUACAGCACAACAGUUAUUAACACCUGCUGCAGCUGAUGAACAAUCACAUGCAGUAGCAGCUGAUGAAAUAUUACCACAAGAAACUACACCAGUCGCAGAUGAUUAUCCCUACAAGAUCGAUGAUGAGUAUGAUGGGGACGAUGUAGAAAAUCAGCAACAAGUUGAUGUCAACGGACAACAGCAACAACUGGAGGGAGAGCAGGUGGAGCAACUACCAGUGAAUGACGUGCAUACAGUAGAAGAAGAACAUAAGGAAGAAAACUUAGAGCAGCCAGAUCACGUGGCCGAGGAUCAUAAGCAAGCUGUUGAAGAGCCAGUUAAGGAAACUGCGCAAGCCGUACAACAAGAGCAACUGGAUCGUGUAACGGAAUCGCAUAUAGAAGCAGAUUUUGUGGAAACAGAGCCAAUAGAUGAAGCUGAACACAUAGCGGAGCAAGAACUGCUGGAUCAUGUAGCAGAGGACCAUAAAGAGUUUGAAGCAGCAUCGCCAGUUAAAGUAGAGCAGUCUGUUGAAGAACAAGAUCAGCUAGAAAAUGAAGAUCAUAAGAAAUCCAAUCAUAUGGAAAUUGAGCCAAUAAAAGAAGUUUCAACCUUGGAAAAAGAUGAACAGCUGAACCACGCACUAGAAGAUCACAAACAAUCAGAUUUGGCAGAAGAAGAGAAAAGUAAAGAAGAUUCAAAUGUAGAACAACAAUCAAUGCCAGCAGCAGAUGAUGCUAAUGUUGCUGAAGAACCAUCUGUUGCCGAAACAUCCCUUGACAAUGUGGAUAUAGUUGCUCACCCUUCAAACGAACAUGAAUUGGAAAAGGAACUUGUGCGAGACGAGCAACCUAUAAAAGCAGAGCAGAUUGUUGAAGAGCAAACCGAAAGUGGAGCUGAGCAAAUUGUAGAAGACAAAAUACCGAAUAACGAAGCACCACAAUUGUUCGACGAAUAUGAAUAUGGUGCAGAGCAGCAUACAACUCCAGCACAAGAAGAAAUCAAUAGCGAUUCGGAACAGAAUAUAAAGAAGGAGCAACCAAGCUUCGAUACAAUACCUGUAGCGCAAGACUAUGAAAUGGAACACGUUACUGUAGGAGCAACACAAUUCGAUGCAACGGAACACGUUGCCGAAGAGGAAGUGGUUGACAAUAUUCCACAGGACCCUCAAAUCAUUGAAGCACCUAAUGUUGCUGAAGUGGAAUCUUUACCAGACGAUGGAAAAGAAAAUCUUCGUCAGGAACUUGAAAAUAAUGACUCAUCUAAUGCUGCUCAAGCGGAACACCUUGUUGAGAAAGUGCCAGAAAACAUACCACAAGAUCAACACAAUAUUGAAGCGGCUAAUUUAAUGGAAACGGAACAUGUUGCUGAGGAACAAUCGCAAAACCUUCCAGAAGAACUUCAACAUAAUAAAGCAACUAAUGACGCAGAAAAUCAAUAUGAACAAACCGCUAACGAAAAUGAACAAAAUAUCGAACCAAACCCAGUACCACAAGUCCAAGAGGAAAGUUCAUCUUCCGCUGGAACACAACCACAGCACAGUGAGCAAAAUCAAUAUUAUGCUGAUGAGUUGUCAGCGGCCACAAUUUUGCCUCAUGACGCCACCGAUGCGCCAAAUUCAAUGUCAUCGGAACAACAAUAUGUUGACUUUCACCCCGAAAUGGAGAUGUACGAAGAUGUGGAGCACGAAGAAGAGAAUGCAGCAGACAUUGCCGAUGAUACGAUGAAAUUUGAUUAUGAAACAGCACAAGAUGAAUUCAAUAGCGAAAAUACUGAAGCAAGCAAUGCAGAUGAAGCAUUCGCCGUAACUGAUUCUCCUAAUUGGGCUCAAGAAUCCGAGAAUGCGCCAGUUGUUUCUGCCAUGACAUCGGAAUUCGAAGUGCAGCCUCAAGCACCAUCGUUUGCUGAGCAUGAAAACCAGAAAGAAGCGCAGUCGGAAUUCAGCCAACAGCAUUUGGAAGAAAACAAAGUUGGCGAAGCACAUGAAACUGAAAGUGAAGCGCAACUUGCACAGCCACAGCCGCCACGGGCAGAUGACAGUACUUCAGCGAUAGAAGCAGAGCAAACCGAAAAUGUGGAAAAUGAAAGUUUUACUGCUGUUAAUGACUUAAACGCAAGCAAUGUAGACUUCGAGCCGGCACUUACAGAACAAGAGCACAACAACAAUGCGCAGAUUACCACCAAUGUUGAUGAGCCGGAGGAGGUAUCAGCCGCAAUAACGGAGCGAAUCGCACCAGAAAUGCAGGCGGAGAACAUUCUUCAACCUGAGGAUCAACAAGCUGAACCAAGCAACGAUGAGGAAAUUGUAAACGAACCACAAAUGCCAGCACUCGAUUUUGUUGUAGAAGAAAAUUUAGAUGAGCAAACUAACAAGAACCAGGAAGAUAAUUUACCAGCACACCACGAACAGCAUAAUGAAGAUGCUUUCGGAACAACUGGAGCUGUAACUGAGGAAGUUAAUUUAGUAGACAAUGAUGGAGCUGCUAGUGAGUUAGUUCAACAAGUUGCGGGACUUACACAUGAUCAUAAUGAUAACAAGCUUACCCCUGACACUGUAGAAAUAACGAGUGCACCGAAUGCCGCUGAAGAGACAAUUGUACAAAAAGAAAAUGAGGCUAGUACUGAUAAUCAAACUGAUAAGCAUAUUGUAGAAGAAGCUGCAAUUGUUGACGAAUCUCUAGCAACGACCCAAUCGCCGCUGGUCCAAGAAAAUGACGUUGAAGCUGAAGAACAUAAUGAGAUUAUCCCGUCCGCUGAAAUCAACAAAGAUAACAUAGAGGCUGAAAGCGAAACUCACACGGUGAGGAACGUUUUGGAAGAUGGAAAUGAGUUAGGAAUAAAUAAGGGUGAUGAUAUGAAGCCAGCUGAGCAGGAUUUCAAGAAUACAGCAGCAGAAAUGGGACCGAUCCCUGAGGCAAUCUUAGAAACUGAUAAUGAACACGAUCAUUUAAGAGUUGUGGAAAGUGGAGACGUGGUUGAACAAACACAAGAAGCAGAACAAACCACGUCAGAGAGUACAGUAACGGCAGUGCAUGAAAACGCCAUUGACGACAACAAGGCUGUUGAAAAUCCAGGCAAGCUUGAGCAAAUUCCAAAUGUUGAAGAAACUAUUCCACUGGAACCACUCAGCCAAACUUCCUUUGAACAUAUCAAUCCUAUAGAAGCAGACAAUUCUAUUGGUUCGAAUGAAGAAACCGCAAAUCUAUCAGAAACAUCUUUAGAAUUAGCGCUUAAUGAAAAUUCUGAAAAGGACGCCGCCACUUUGUUACCCGAGUUAGACUAUGCGCCGGUUGAAAGCUACGAAAUGCUUAAUAACGCACAAAACGAGCAUACCGGCGAAAUGCUGGGCCAUAUUGAUGACCAGACAGAGACGAAUUUCAUUGACUUUAAUGAUCAUGACGCGUCGCUUCCACAAUCGUUGACACACACCGACGUUUAUAAUGAAUCAUUUGAGGAACACGAAUCGAUUGCCGAUAUACUUAGCGAUCUUAUGUCUGAGGACGUAACUACAGCGACUCCAUUAGAAGCCGUCACAGAGGUAGAAGGCGUCAUAUCACAGGAAGAUUCUCACGGUAAUGAAAAAGAAGGUAUCAACGCACAGCCAGACGAGACUGUGGUACCUGCAUCGGACGUAAUUUCAGCUGACACCAAUAUUGUUGAAGAAAACCUAGCAAUGCCACCACAGAUCGAAACCACAGAGACGCAUGAGACCCAUGGCGACAAAUUAACCUUCUACCCCGACACCCAAGACUUGAGUGUACAGGCAAGCAAUGAUAUAGAAGCGUCACAACAAUCACAAUCCGCUACACAUUUCACUGAGCUGAAUGCUGACAGCAACACCAAAGCAGAAAAUCUUGAGGAAACUGACCACACAUUAUCACCUGAAGAGAUGCCCUUUGAUUUAACAUCCAUUGACGAUAUACAUCCGCAAGAAUUAGAAUCGGACAGUUUAAUAUUGGAGACUACUACUGCCGCAAAUGCAGUUUACAACGUGGAAGAAGAAGCCUCAGGCGACGGCGCACAAGAAAUCCCCAAUGAGGAAGCGACCGCAACACCUGGUGAUAUCGUCGAAAUUACCACACAGACUAUGUUGGGCUUGGCUAGUCGUGUAACGCUAAUGGAACCAGCGGCACCGAUAGUUACAACACUUAAACCACUGAUGACCGAAGUAACGCCAGAGAGCGAGGCAACACCCGAGCCAGUAAAAGAACUACCAGGCACAGAGAGCAUCUUGAGCGUCAAACCAAAUACAGAAAUUCGUAAACGUGUUGAAUUGGGUACGGAAGCCGUUUCACUAGGUCUGACUUGCAUGAAUGACAGGCAAUGUCAACUGGCUGACCCUAAUACAGUUUGUAACACGCGUGGCGUAUGUGACUGCGCAUUGUCCGACACAGCAGCGGAAUCGCAAUGCGGUGCUCAGCGUACAGGUUGUGCCCCUGGAACAUUCCAGUGCCGUUCCAGCGGCGUGUGUAUCUCCUGGUUCUUUGUGUGCGACGGCCGUCCAGACUGCAAUGACGACUCGGAUGAGGAGUGCACAUUUAACGCGCGUUUAAAUCAAACCUGUCCACAGGAGGCGUUCCAAUGUGAGCGUAGUGGCCGUUGUAUUUCGCGUGCCGCGAGAUGCGAUGGACGGAAGCAGUGCCCGCAUGGUGAGGACGAGUUGGGUUGUAAUGCUGUGAAAGCGGGCACAUGUCCGCCACAUACCUUCCGUUGCAAGAGUGGCGAAUGUCUGCCUGAAUAUGAGUACUGUAAUGCGAUUAUCUCCUGCCGGGAUGGCAGCGAUGAGCCGCCACACUUAUGUGGCUCCCGUUCGAUGCCGACUUUCUUCCUGCGUCUGCUGAAUGCCGGUGGCCUGCUCGAGAACGAGGAUGCCUAUUGUCCGCAUCGUUGUAGCAAUGGUCGCUGUCGCUCGACGGCAAUCGUUUGCUCGGGUCGUGACGGUUGUGGUGAUGGCACCGAUGAACAGACCUGUUCCGUUUGUAGAUGUCCGGCGCCAAAUAGCAACAGUUUACCUAACUAUCUCGCCAGACAUCGUCCAAUGCCAUUGUGGUAGGUGAGCGCCACCUAAGACAUGCCCACGCCUGCUACUCCAGCUCGUUUGUGGGCAAUGUGACAAAGUUUUGAGCGACAGUUCUUUCCACUUACCGUGCUGAGCAGCAUGGAGCUUUGGCACAAACUUUACCGUCGCUGUAACCACUCGCGCGUACAUCCAUUUGAAACGCGUUUUCGAUUCUCCAUGCGCCUAAAAGUAGUUAAUAAGUUUAUUUAUUCUAUGCAUAAAACUAUGUCUUAUCAUUACAACUAAAUACUUCGAAGCAAUUGCCGCCUUGCUGGCGAGGGACAACGAUUAUGAAGUGGCAAGCCAUAGAUUUGCUUGUGAAAGUGCAAAAUUUUGUUUUCAUAAAUGAAAUGCAAAUGUUCAUGCGCAUGCGUGCAAAUUCUUUGACCCAGUGAUGUUGGCAAUUGCUCUCACACCCAAAUACUACCACAAAAAUUAACCAUUCACGACACUUUUAUUUAUUUACAACUAUUUAUUCUCAUUUUUAAUUUAAUUUUUUCAUUUCCUGCAUAAAUUUUAGUUAGUAGCAUUAAGUUAAAUGAUGACAA
Messenger RNA from Bactrocera tryoni, 6350 nucleotides. It is a transcript of the gene ImpE1, whose product is annotated as silent chromatin protein ESC1. The record is from RefSeq and is a predicted model, not a curated record. The transcript is spliced from 7 exons. Gene Ontology annotation, molecular function: protein binding. Lineage: Eukaryota; Metazoa; Arthropoda; Insecta; Diptera; Tephritidae. Bases 1 to 5796 code for a protein of 1931 amino acids.